AUGAAGUCCAUGUUCGAGGUGCCGCAUGCCUCGGUGGUGCUGACUGGCGAGCAGGCGCACUUGUGGUCCCAUGGGGGCAAACCAAGCUGGAAGCGCAAGGGCGGCAGCUUCUGUCAGUGGGCGCUGGGCCCUGAUGCACCCAACCCGCUGGUGGUGGAGGAUUCUGCAGAUGCCAGGUUUAAAAGCAGCCCGCUAGCCACCAGCAAGCCGCGCAUUCGCUUCUUUGCUGGAGCACCCCUCCUGGCCACCCGCAGCGGCGAGUGCUAUGGCAUCAUGGCUGUGUUUGACUACAAGCCACGCACUUUCAGCGCCAAGCAGUAUGCGAUGCUGAGCCAUGCAGCUGAGAUCACUGUGCGAGAGAUGGGGCGCGAGCAGGUUUUGCAAGCGCAGCGGGAGAGGCUCAGCAGCGACAUCGCCCGCCCUCCCGCGCACCUGCUGCGGGCUAUGGACGGCUUCCGGGAGGGUGUGGUCCUGCUGGAUCUGUCCCGCCCCGGCUGGACUGUGACCUUCACCAAUGCCGCCUUCUGCACCGCCGUGGGCAUUCCCGAGCUGCUGGCGGUGUGUGGCGACAUGGCCCUCACGGGCGGCUGCCAGCCAUCGUUUUGGGAGCUGUUUGACGAGGCUGCAGAGGGGAGUGGAUCCUACAAUGCUGCUAUCAACUCGCUGCUGGGCGGCCGCGGUUUCCUUCUGAAGGUGAAGGCCCGCGAGAGGGACCGGCGCAACAGCAGCUGCAUCGUUGCUGCCCUCGCCGCCAUGGCAGCUGCCAGGCAUGCCAGCUCCGACCACAGCAGCAGCAGCAGAUGCAGCAGCAGCAGCGAGAGCGGGACGCCUGGCAGCACGCCAGCACAGCCACGGGAGCAGCAGGUGGCAGCGCCACAGCACCAGGCGCAAAUGCUGGAACAGCUGCGGCGGGAAAGCACGACUGCUUUCAUCCCAGACGCGGCGGCAUUGGGAAGCGCGAGCGAGGGUCUGGCUGGAGCACCCUCCCUGCUGUCUCAGAGCGACAGCGCAUCGCAGCUGCGCUCCAUCCCCUCCUUCUACGAGCAGCGGCCGCAAGUGAUGAACGAGGUGACGCUUGGGCCGAUUAUUGGCUCUGGGGCCAUGGGCCGCUGCUACCGCGGCAUGUGGCAGGGUGGGCGUGUGGCAGUGAAGGUGAUCGACUGCUGGGCGGGGGCGCAGCCCAGCGCCGCCGACCGCGCUGACCUGGCAGCGGCGGGCGCGCCCUCCCAGCGCCGGCAGCAGGACGUGCCGGCGGUGGAGGCGGCUCUGGUGGAAGCCCUGCUGGCGCGCUCCUUGUCUCACCCACACAUCGUGACGACCUACUGCCACGGCGCGACCGCCCCACGGGUGGACAACAUUGGCCGGGUGCACCAGCAAGUGUGGAUUGUGCAGGAGUACUGCCGCGGCUCUUUCCACGAUGCGCUCAAGCGGGGCCUGCUGUGCACGCCAGAGGGAGCACCCAACAUGCACGCCAUCCUGCUGUCAGCCCAGGAGAUUGCAGGCGCCCUGCACUACCUGCACCAGCGCGACGUGAUCCACGGAGACCUGAGCCCAGGCAACGUGCUGCUGGCCAGCAGCACGAAGGACCGCAGGAGCUGGGUGUGCAAGCUGAACGACUUUGGGCUGUCCAAGUGCGGCGAUGUGUCCAACUGGUGCAAGCGCAGCUCCAUCCUUGGCACAGUGACGCACAUGUCCCCAGAGCUUCUGGCCGAGGGGGCGAUGACCAAGGCGGCGGAUGUGUGGAGCUUUGGCAUCCUCCUGCUCGAAGCUUACUUGGGCCGGCGCGCCUGGAGCGGCUACAGCACUUUCCAGGUUCUGAGCGCCAUCACAUCGGGCAAGAUGCCCUUUCAGAUUCCAGAUGAUGCGCCGCCGGCGCUGGCAUCCCUGCUGGCCGGCUGCCUGCACACCGACCCCUUGCAGCGGCCCACCUUUGCGCACAUUAUGGAGGCAGCCCAGGCCAUGCUGGAAGCACUGCCUGGCCCUGGCUUGCAAUACCCUGUGGCAAGCUCCGCCGUUACGGCAGAGCAGGCUGCAGCAGUGGAGGCAGCAGCACAGGCGGCCCCUGGCCCGCGAGAGCAGCAGCAGCGUCAGCCGCUCAACGCUGCCGCGGACCCGCGCACCGUCGUGCUGCGUUGCAGACCUUCCAUCGAUGCGGAGCCGCUGUUUGAGUCGCCAUUUGCCAGGCGCGCCUCCAGGGCGCCUGUACCCAGCCCUGCCUACCCCAUUGGCGUUUCCGUGCGGGAGCCCAGCUUGCCUGCCAGCCCGUUCACUGCAGCUGCUGCAGCAAGCGCAGCGCAGCAGGGGGUGCCAGUGUACCGAUUUCAGAGCGCCAUGUGA
Chlorella variabilis is the source of this 2337-nucleotide messenger RNA. RefSeq lists its product as hypothetical. Gene Ontology annotation, biological process: protein phosphorylation. The transcript has 14 exons. Bases 1 to 2337 code for a protein of 778 amino acids. Lineage: Eukaryota; Viridiplantae; Chlorophyta; Trebouxiophyceae; Chlorellales; Chlorellaceae. Gene Ontology annotation, molecular function: protein kinase activity; protein binding; ATP binding. The record is from RefSeq and is a predicted model, not a curated record.